Diachasmimorpha longicaudata is the source of this 1347-nucleotide messenger RNA. RefSeq names its product Snipper (gene Snp). Gene Ontology annotation, molecular function: nucleic acid binding; 3'-5'-RNA exonuclease activity. NCBI's taxonomy places the organism in Eukaryota, Metazoa, Arthropoda, Insecta, Hymenoptera, Braconidae. Gene Ontology annotation, biological process: exonucleolytic trimming to generate mature 3'-end of 5.8S rRNA from tricistronic rRNA transcript (SSU-rRNA, 5.8S rRNA, LSU-rRNA). The transcript has 2 exons. The record is from RefSeq and is a predicted model, not a curated record. The coding region runs from base 167 to 820 and encodes 217 amino acids.
AACCUCUCCUGGUUGUAAUGUUUUGAAUUUUUUGAGUGAGAGUGCAAGUACAAGUGAAUAAUCCCUAAGACAAUAUAGCUACUCAUUACCUAGUGGGAGAACCAUUUGAGAAUAAGUUAAACCGAAUCAAAUUAUCUGGAGAAAUAAGUUGAACACUGGAAACUACAUGAUGGCCAUGCGAUUGAUGACAGGAAGGACAUUGAGGCAUUUAAAGAAACAACAGGAGGUGAUUCAACCCUUCAAAUACCUCCUGGUGCUCGACUUCGAGGCGACCUGCGAGAAAGACAUUCCCAUAAUGACUCCAGAGAUAAUAGAAUUCCCCUGUCUAGCUCUGAACACAGAAAGCUGGGAGGUUGACAAAACUUUCCACAGGUACAUAAAGCCCCGCGUCAAUCCUCUCCUCAGUCCCUUCUGCACAGAGUUAACUGGAAUUAUGCAGGAGACAGUGGAUAACGAGCAGCACUUUCCCCAGGUCCUCGAGGAUUUUCGCAACUGGGUGGAGCAGAAUGAACUUAACGGGGAUAAGAGUGCGUUUGUCACAUGUGGGGAUUGGGACCUGAAAGUGAUGCUACCGAGCCAGUGUGCGAUCGACGGACUAGCAGUGCCCGAAUACCUGAAGACUUGGAUCAAUCUCAAGACGAGCUACUGCGAGGCUACCCAUUAUUAUCCCCGAAGUCUCCGAGACAUGAUAGCUAGGUUGAAACUGCCAUCUCAGGGCAGACUACACUCUGGGAUACAUGAUUCUAUCAAUAUGAUCAGAGUUAUAGAGAUGUUGGCCAAGAGUUAUCAUGCUAAAUUCGUGUUGACUUCUAGCUGUUGAUUAGUUUUUAUAGACUAUUGUAAAUAAAAGAGUGAUGAGGGAGUUUAUUAAGAUAAAUUAAAGCGACAGUCAUUUUAAUAAAAGUCAACUUUUUACUAGACUGAACAUUAAUAUCUACAAUAGUUCCAAAUUUAAUCAAAAUUCUCAUUUGAAAAAUCAUCCUUCAGAUGUGUAAAUGCACAUGUUAACUACAAUUAAGUACAAAUCUUAUUAAAUAUUAAAAAUUUUCAUCAAUAGAGUUUAGGCACAAUUUGGAUUCUUAUAUUUUUUCGUGAUAAUUAGAUGUGCGACUUAAGAGAGAAAUAUGUUGCAAAUUAAAUCAACUAGGCUUAAGAAUAUUAUUCUGCUUGCCAAAGCUAUCGAAAAUCACAUCAUCUACUUUCAUCAUUUGAUUUAAUUGAUGAAAUGUUUAACCAAUAAAAAAACGAUAACCGAUUCAGGGAAAAUUAUGAGAUUUUUAGUAAACUGAACGCUGAUUCUUGUAUAAAAUACUUUCGUUGAACAUAUAAAGGCACAUAUUACCUAGA